GCCGUGAUGCGGUCCGGGCAUUAGGAGUUGCAGAAGUAGCGGAUUUAAAAACUUUCUCCCUGCAAGUGUGUUGGUGGAAAUAUAGCGCUUCAUGAAGACUCCCUGAUUUUCCAAAAGGGGGAAAAUAUGGCUUUUUAAGCAGCGAACCGUCCUCCUCUCCGACAGAAAGCCUCCGCGUGCUUUGCUCCUGCAACGCACUGUUUUUUUCUCCCAAGACUAUUUCCGAAACUAUGGGGUCUCCAGGUGUCUCCUCACUUCUGGCAUCCACGCAGCGCACGGCUUGUGCUUUUCAACAAUCCGAUCGGAGCAGACGACACGAUGGCGGCAUCGAUCCUUCGCAGGAAAAUUCCUCCCAUUUCCACGGGCGAGCUCGGCGCUCCCCCUCUCCGACAGGCUAGCCGCAGCCAAUCACGGCCCGGGACGGGGGCGGAGCCAGUGGAGAGGCAGCACUUAAUUGGUGAUGGUCACUCUGAUUGGAUGACGGAAAAAGUUGAUCUGUCCUCAUUUGUGUCGACGACCGAGUCCUCUCCAAGCUCAUCUCUUCCCCCCUCGCCGUUAGAACAGGAUGUCAAGGUGCCCUCGGAUCUGGAGGUCAUGACCUCUCUACUGCAGGAGGAGCUGGCUCAGCUGGAGGACUACUUCCGCUCCGAGUCCACAUCGACCACAAACAAGUUGGAGAAAUCUUCAAAAUGUGACAAGGGCGCCCAAGCCAUGGGCUCCCAGUCUUAUUACCAGUUACCCUAUGGCUCGUAUGGGACCAGCCAAUCAGAAACCAGCCCCGUGGUUGUUACCUUGGCAACAGGGGAGCUGGACCUGGCCAGCUUCUGUGGCGGUCCCAUCAGCAGAACCAAAAUCGCGCGACCCGCGCCGUACAACUACCACCACCGCUACCACCACCACAACAACGGCCGCCGGCUGAUCGGCGAGGCCAUGAAAGUCGGGGACGAAGUUGGACUUGAUACGUGGGGCUCCAGGGGAUGUUACUCAGGAAGCACAGAGCUGUCUGUGAACCACUACUCCACGCUGAAGACGGUCAGCAAGAACAGCCUGGGCAGCGUCAAGAAGGUGAGAGAAUGUGCUUUAUCGUUGAAGGAAGAGGAGAGCUACUGUUUUUCCGAGGGAAUGUUUUGCAGCGAAGAGAUUGCUCGGGGGUUUUGUCUGGGUGGCUCGUACGACGGCCACCACAAGCGCGAGGGACAGUUGAUGCACAACGUGAAGGUCAACGUAAGUUACGACAGCACGGGGCUGGAGGUCCUGCACUGCGGCAAGGACGCCGGACUUUCUGGGAGUAUCCCCCAAGAGACAAUGGUGGCCGGCGACGGCUACUUCCACCAGUCCAUGGCCGGCACGGAGCCUUACCAUAGCUUUAUAGGAGACCUCGACCAGCCGUCACAAGCACAGGCUGUAGAGCCCCAACACGGCCACUACCUCUAUCCGGAAUGCCUUGCAGACCAAAGCUACGAAUGUCUGUCCCGAGGGGAGGGCGAGGGGGGCCCGCUGCUGGGGGCCCCCAUCCACCGCCCCACGCAGCGGCUAAAGGACGAGCCCUGCUCGGUCAAGCAGUCCCUGGUGAUGGGCGGCGCCUCUCUGGAGGGCAACAACGGAGAGAGGAAGCAGAAGAAGAGAGACCAGAACAAAACUGCUGCUCACAGGUACAGGCUGCGUAAGAGGGCGGAGCUGGACUCUCUGGAGGAGGAGCUGCACGGCCUGGAGGGGCAGAACCGGGAGCUUCGUGACAAGGCGGAGUCGGUGGAGCGGGAGAUCCAGUACGUCAAAGAUUUACUGAUCGAGGUCUACAAGGCUCGCAGUCAGCGGCUCAAACAGGAUGGCAGUGCCUAAAGAUUAACACACACACACACACACACACACACACACACACUGACACACACACGCUCCCACGCCGAUCUCACCUCCAAAAUCCUCCCAGCCAGCACCGAGAGAAACGAAACCAUCCAGAGAAACAACCACUGGGGUUUUUCCCCUUUUUCUUGUUUUUGUUUUUUUUGUCUCACAACAAAUUUGACUAUGAUAGUUGCAUGAUUUUUUUUUUGGGGUAGUUUUUUUUUUCCUAAGAAAAAACCAACAAAAAAAUGUGAUUGAUCCCUGAGGACGAGCCAACACAACUAAAAAGACUCUUUUUUUGUUUUGUUUUUUCCCUGAAAAGCAAAGAAAGAGGAAACAAACUCUAAACCAAGCCUUAGCGAGGAGAAGCCGAACUUUGUCCGUGACCACUGUGAUCCGAACUGCACUCACAGCCUUGUGAAGACCGAGUUUGCCGCUUGCAACGACUGACCGUUUACACACACACACACACACUUGCACGCACACACACACACACACACAGCUCUUUGGACUCAAGUCGUAGUGAUUGAUCUGCUUGUGUUUUCUGUUUCCGUUUUGACGCUUCGGCAGCGUCGGGGCGCGCGAUCCAUACAAAAUCUAUUUUAUUUGAAUAUUAUAUUAUUUUUGCUGCACAUUUAUGGGUUUUUUUGUUUGUUUUUGCUUCGAGAAAGAGACGACCGAAUAAAAGGGAAUUCUUGAAAAAAAGGAAAAAAAAAAGAGAAAAGAUCUGUGUGUAAGAUGCUCUGCAAAUAUUCAUUCUGAGAAGCAGUUAGAGAAUUUGUAUUGCUUUUAAAAAAAAAAAGAAAAAGAAAAAAAAAAAAAGAAAUGUGAGUAUUUACACCCCCGCCCCCCCCACUCCCCGACUGAAAUACCCGAUGCAUGUUUGAUUUUGGAUUUAAAGAAAAAGAAGAAAAAGAAAAAAAAAAGCAUGUGCGAGUGUCGUUUGAAGGCAAUAUUCUGUUAAACUGCAUGGCUUCAAGAUCUUCACCGCGUCAAUCCAACCUCCAUCCGCCGCCAGUUUCCCUCCUGCCCGCUCGGAUCCAUGCUCAGGUUCUUUUCUUUCUUCAGAAACAUCCACUUGCUUUGGGUUUCUUUUUAAUUCCCUCCCCUCCCUUUCCUUUUCCUCUCUGUUUUUUCUCUCUUUCUUUCUUUCUCUCUUUCUUUCUUUCUUUCUUUCCUCUCUCGGCUGUAUUUUGCGAACAAACAAUCACCUGUUGACGCAACAAUAAAUGGUUGUUGGGUACGACUUCGUGGGGAUUUUGUGUUCAAUUGAUCGAUCUGAUGUGUCUGAUGAAAGAGAAGAUUU
This is a messenger RNA of Salarias fasciatus (jewelled blenny), 3148 nucleotides long. It is a transcript of the gene atf5b, whose product is annotated as activating transcription factor 5b. Lineage: Eukaryota; Metazoa; Chordata; Actinopteri; Blenniiformes; Blenniidae. The transcript has 4 exons. The record is from RefSeq and is a predicted model, not a curated record. Gene Ontology annotation, biological process: regulation of transcription by RNA polymerase II. Gene Ontology annotation, molecular function: RNA polymerase II transcription regulatory region sequence-specific DNA binding; DNA-binding transcription activator activity, RNA polymerase II-specific. Gene Ontology annotation, cellular component: nucleus. Bases 319 to 1839 code for a protein of 506 amino acids.